AUGGCGGUAGAACACCCAAAGUCCCUUCGGGAAUAUGCCAUGCUUGAUGGGUGUCUAGGUCGAAAUCAACUUGCCGGCACUGAGAUGGAGAAUCCAAACGACCACCUAGAUGAGUUCGUGAAUAAGUGUGGCACUGUGAAAUAUCAGGGGAUUUCUAAUGAACAAAUGAAAUUGAUUUGUUUCCCCUACUCACUCUGUGGGGAGGCAAGAGAUUGGUUAAGAUCUGAAGGUCCAAACAAGUAUCGCACUUGGGAGGCAUUAUCUAAGGCUUUCGUUGCUCGAUUCUUUUCACCAGCCAAAACAGCUAAACUACGUAAUGAUAUCACCUCAUUCCGUCAAAAUGAUGGUGAAGCAUUAUACGAGGCUUGGGAAAGAUAUAAAGGGCUACAAAGGAAGUGCCUGCACCAUGGAAUCCUAGACUGGCUCUUAAUUCAAAAUUUUUACAAUGGUCUUAGGGACGAGAUACAAAUUUCAAGAGAUAAAAGGAAUACCAAGAAAGGUGGAAAAUAUAAAGUGGAUGCAUUACUUGCUAAUCAAAACUCUAUCCACGCAUUGUCAAGGAGGAUGGACCAGUUGAGUGUAGGGAACACACUAAAGGUUUGUGAAGUGUGUGGAAUCCAAGGGAAGCCACCAUUCAAUCCAUACUCCAACACUUAUAAUGAAGGUUGGAGGCAUCAUCCCAGCUUUUCAUAUAAAAAUCCUAAUGCAUAUUUGAACCCACCAUCAUAUCACCAACCUCUACUAACAUAUAACCAACAAACCCCAGGGUUUCAAAAACCUCCAUCACAAAACUCACCGCAAAAAUCAAAUUUGGAGUCCUUGAUGGAGAACUUCAUUGCCACUCAGUCCAAAAUUAAUGAUGAUACUUCUAGUGCCAUCCAGCAGAUUCAAGCACACAACAAAAUCAUUGAUAAUCAGAUGGCACAGAUGGCGCAGCAAUUGAGCAACCUCUCUAAACCCAGUGGAUAG
Molecule: messenger RNA, 969 nt
Organism: Amaranthus tricolor (Joseph's coat)
Lineage: Eukaryota; Viridiplantae; Streptophyta; Magnoliopsida; Caryophyllales; Amaranthaceae
Exons: 4
Coding region: 1-969 (322 amino acids)
Source: RefSeq, a predicted model, not a curated record